UUAGUGCUCGCUCCCGCGCGUGUGUCAUUGGACGUGUGGGAGGGGGUAUCCCCGCGCGUAUGUGCGUACAGUUGGGCGAUAGGGGGUUGAGUGGCCCCAUUCUGAUACUUUAUAACCGCUUGGGUUCAAAUGCUCCAGAGCAGGCAAUUACUGCUUCAAUUGGAGCCUAGCUACUUCUUCCGGUCUUUAAAGCAAUCAGAGUUGGAUUAAGUCAUCGUGCUUCUGUCGAUUCUUUGACCAAGAUGGAUCUCCCCCAGCCACCAGCAGAUCCAGAAAGAAGAAACAUCAUUGAUAAACUGGCCCAGUUUGUGGCCAGAAAUGGUCCUGACUUUGAAGCUAUGACCAAAGCUAAGCAGAAAGACAACCCAAAGUUUAGUUUUCUGUUUGGGGGUGAAUUUUUUAACUAUUACCAAUACAAGGUCACUACUGAGCAAGCAAUUCGAAAACAGCGAGAGCUGCGAGGUGGUGGCUCCCAAGCUUCCAAUGGGGGUGGCUCCAUGCCGGGCGGCGACGGCCGCUGGGGUCCGCCCGGCCUCGGCGGCCCGCCCAGCUCACAAGGAUAUGGGCCGCCGCCGUUCCAGCCGUUCUCGGCGGCGCCGUACCAGUCGGGCCCGCCGCCGGGCCAGUACGACCAAUACGGUGGCCAGGGGUAUGGCCCUCCGCCAGCCGAGUUCAGCCAGCUGCCGCCACAGCAGGCGGCGCCGCCGACGCCGGCGCCCGCCCCUGCGCCACCGCCGGCCGCGCCACACGCUCUGCCGGCCGCCGGUGUGGAGAGCAUCACGCAACAGUUGCAACACCUGACCGACCAGAUUACACAAAGCGAGCAGAACCUCAGCGCUCAGCAGCAGGUGCUGCUGCAGCAGCAGAGCCAGCAGUCGGACGAAGCCAUCCGGCGCGCGCAGGACGAGCAGGUGAUGGAGCUGGCGCGCGAGACGGCCAUCUCGGCCGAGGAGUUUGACCAGGUGCUCGAGCCCAUCAUCAGCUCAUGCACCAAGGACGGCAUCUCGCAUGGCAAGCAGUGGAUCUUUGCCAAGGCGCAGUCGGACCGACACAGUCUGUUCUUGGCGCGCUACCUCCUCCGACGAGUGGUGGCUCCGGGCGUCUCGUUCAACCUGAAGCUGCACAUUAUCUACCUGCUAAACGACGUGCUGCACCACUGUGUCCGGAAGAACGUGAACGGCCUGCACCAGUGUCUGGAGUCGGUGGUGGUGCCCAUGUUCUGCAACACCAUGAUGGCCGCCAACCAGGAGCAGAAGGCCAAGCUCAACAAGCUGCUGACGCUGUGGGAGUCGAAGGCCAACUACUUCUCGGAGUCGGCGCUGUCGCAGCUGAAGGAGGCACCGGCCUCGUGGCAGGCGUACCAGGCCGACCUGCUGGAGCAGCACGCCGCGCAGAUCGCCGCCGUGUCGGCCGCCACCAAACAGCAGUUCGACAGUUAUAAACAGCAGCACGAGGCGUUCGUGCAGCACGCGCUGCAGCAGAUCCAGCAGCUGCAGCAGCAGCUCGAGAUGGAGCAGCAGGCGGCCGCCAUGCCGAUGGUGGACCUGAGUCGGCCGCCGCCCGGCUUCACCAACGAGCCGGCCGUCAACGACGACGACCUGGUGCCGUCCGUGCCCUACUUCGACCUGCCGGCCGGCCUAAUGGCGCCCAUGAUCCCGAUCGAGGCCAACACGUACCGGUCGCUCGACCCGGCCGCCAUCCGCCUGCCGCCGCCUGCGCCGCCGUCCGAGCGGUUGCUGGCCGCCGUCGAGGCGUUCUACGCGCCGGCCAGCCACGACCGACCGCGCAACAGGAACCUGCGGCCUGAGGACCUGCCCAACAGACGCGACCGCGACGGCUGGGAGCAGUUGGCGCUGUACGAGUUCUACAAGGCCAAGAAGGCGGCGCGCCGCCAGCUGGAGAAGGAGGUGGAGGAGGGCCAGCGGGACGAGUCGCCACCGCCCUCGCCCAUCCGCUCGCCCUCCACCUCGCGCUCGCCCACGCCCGUCAAGGAGCGUCGCUACUCCAGCGCGUCCCCAGAGCCGGAGGAGCGGUCACGGGCCCGGCGGCGCCGCUCCCGCUCCGGCUCCGGCUCCGGCUCCGGCUCCGAUUCGUCAUCCCGCAGCGGCUCGCCGGCGGCCACCGACAGGCGCAGUCCCACGCCGCCCAGCUUCGCUGGGUUCGGCGCUGGCACCCCGGCUGCCGCCACCAACACGCGCCUGGACGAGAGCAACAAGGGCCAUCAGCUACUCAAAGCCAUGGGCUGGGGUGGCGCCGGCCUCGGCAGCAAGGAGCAGGGCAUCGCCGAGCCCAUCUCCGGCGGGGAGGUGCGAGACCGCCAGGAUCAGUACAAGGGUAUCGGCGUCAACCUGCACGACCCGUACGAGAACUUCCGCAAGAGCAAGGGUCAGGCCUUCAUCUCGCGCAUGAAAGAGCGUCAGGAGGAGAUGUUGCUGCCUGUGCCACCGAAGACGACCUAGGCUACGGGCUGAACCCCCGGCACGUUACGGCACCCAUCUCCGCUACCGCCCGGAGGCGUUGACACCGCCCAUGCCGAGGAAGUGUUGAACGGAGUGGCACGACGGCUGCCCUUGUUUCUGGCGCGGUCCGGUGAUCUCGGCGUCGCCCAUGCUGGAACCGCUGCUGGGACUGACGGUCAUGGCUGCGGCAUCUGAGAGCGCCUUUUUAGAUUAGCGGCCAACGUGAUUGAUUUCCAGGCGCCUGCUGCGCCGGGCACGAACUGAGUGGUGAUAUGGAUUAAAACCACGUGUGACGCAGCGCGGCUUCUGCUGCAUUGGAUCGAUGUCCGAUGUAAUACAUCAUCAUUGCAGAACCCAG
This is a messenger RNA of Pollicipes pollicipes, 2817 nucleotides long. It is a transcript of the gene scaf6, whose product is annotated as SR-related CTD associated factor 6. Bases 243 to 2459 code for a protein of 738 amino acids. Gene Ontology annotation, molecular function: RNA binding. The record is from RefSeq and is a predicted model, not a curated record. Gene Ontology annotation, biological process: RNA processing; intracellular calcium ion homeostasis. Lineage: Eukaryota; Metazoa; Arthropoda; Thecostraca; Pollicipedomorpha; Pollicipedidae. Gene Ontology annotation, cellular component: perinuclear region of cytoplasm. The transcript is spliced from 14 exons.